Pollicipes pollicipes is the source of this 1191-nucleotide messenger RNA. RefSeq names its product metastasis-associated protein MTA2. Gene Ontology annotation, cellular component: NuRD complex; nucleoplasm. Lineage: Eukaryota; Metazoa; Arthropoda; Thecostraca; Pollicipedomorpha; Pollicipedidae. Gene Ontology annotation, molecular function: histone deacetylase binding; transcription corepressor activity; transcription coactivator activity. Gene Ontology annotation, biological process: negative regulation of transcription by RNA polymerase II. The transcript is spliced from 9 exons. The coding region runs from base 43 to 1191 and encodes 382 amino acids. The record is from RefSeq and is a predicted model, not a curated record.
UUUGGGUCGGCGGUCUGAGGGGCUGUUAUUGUCCUUGCGGACAUGUUUGUGCACGCAGCAGGCUCAAAUACGUAUCAGGCUGGAGAUUAUGUUUAUUGUGAAGUGUCCCCCACAGAUCCAUACCAGGUUCGCAGAAUUGAAGAACUGAAACAGAAUACUGGCAGUGUUGUAGAAGCCAAGAUGACGUGUCUGUACCGUCGUGGAGACAUCCCAUCAUCUCUAAUUGCAUCAAUAGAUACCAUAGAGCUGGAUCGAGGUGGAGCCAAAGACGCUGGGUUUGGUGGCCGAAGCUCUCAGCCACGCCACUUGGUGGACCAGCGCGAGCUGUUCCCAUCCCGCCAGGUGGAGACGCUGCCGGCAUCAUGCAUCCGCGGCCGCUGCUUCGUCACCCUGCUCACCGCCUCAGAACAGGCAGAGCAGUACCUGGACCGCGAGGACAGCUUCUUCUACACGCUGCUGUAUGACCCAGUGCAGCGCACCCUGGUAGCGGACCGCGGCGAGGUGCGGCUGGGUGAGCGCCACCAGGCGACAGUGCCGGCAGUCGGCGAGCCGGGCGCGGCGACCGGCCGUGACACGCUGCUCUGGAGCCCGCGCCACCGACUCACCGACGACCAGCUGGACCGGUUCCUGCUGCUGGCCCGGUCGGUGGGCACUUUCGCGCGCGCGCUGGACUGUCCCGGCUCAGUGUGCCAGCCGAGCCUGCACCUGGCCGCCGCCGCCGCGUCCAGGGAUGUGACUCUGCUCCACGCCAUGGACACUCUGCACCGGAGCGGGUACGACCUGGCGGCGGCGCUGGCGGCGCUGGUGCCGUCCGGCGGUGCCUCGCUGUGCCAGGACCAGCUGGAGGCCUGGUCCGCCGACGAGGCGGCCAUCUUCGAGCGGGCGCUCGGCAAGCUCGGCAAGAACUUCGCGGAGAUCAGGCGAGACUUUCUGCCUUGGAAGAGCACCGCCGAGCUGGUGGAGUACUACUACCUCUGGAAAACGACCGGCCGCUGUCUUCUGCGCCGGCGCGCCAAGGUGGCGGCGGCGGCCGCGCGCGCGCGCCUGGCGCGGGUGUGCCUCGGAGCGUUGGGUCGCCUGGGGUGCGGCGCGACUCUGCGCGCAGUGCUGGCUCUUCUGGCGACGCUACGGCGGCUUGCGACGGCGUUCGGCCUCAGGUACGGACGCAGCGCGCCGGCCGGGCUGCUGUGA